AAGCAAUGACAUUUGGCGAAAACAAACAAAACAAAAGAAAUGGAGAAAGGACAUAAUAGUAAGUUUCUCGAAACACCCAAAGUGCAUUCAUUUCUCAUGUUGUCCUCUUCGUUAAAUAUCAAAACCUCCUGUUUCUUAUAAACCCUUCUUUUCUUCCUCUCCAACAUCACCAUUCAAUUUCCACCAUGACCAACAAGAGAUCCAGAUCAACGUCUUCCGAUUCUCAUGUUUGCAAGAAGAUCAAGCAAUCGGAAUCCUCCGCCACCGCCGCUGUUCUCAUGGACCAAAACUUGCUUUAUGAGGUGCUCAAGCAUGUGGACGCCAAGACCUUAGGUGCCGCGGCCUGUGUUAGCAGACAGUGGAAUCGGACGGUUCAGGAUGAGCGGUUAUGGGAGCUGAUCUGCACCAGCCACUGGGAAAGUAUAGGAUGCGGGAGUAACACGCUCCGUUUGGUGGUCCUUGCGCUUGGUGGCUUCCGAUGUCUCCAUUCUCAUUACUUAUUGCCUUUAUCUAAGCCUUCCGUCUCCGUCUCCACCUCAUCGUCUUCUUCCACCGUCAUCGCCGCGGCAUCCACAUCGUCCUGGCCGUGUCUACCGCCACCGCGUACGAUCGUUCCGACGAAACCUACCGCGGCCGCGGCCGCGGUGAAAACGCGUUGGGGAAAAGAUGAGAUCCAGCUCUCUCUAUCUCUUCUCUCGAUUCGUUACUUUGAGAAGCUAAAUUUCAACAACCGACACAAAUGAAACUGACUGUACCGAUCAAAAUCAACCGGUAAUUUGAAUCUCGUUUAUGAUUUUAUUAUCAUUUUUGUUUGUAAUUUAUGUAGUAGGAAUUGAAAUAGUAGAUCAUGAAAUCCGGUGGUCGUGAAUGGAUGUUUGUUAGCUCUGACGGCGUCUCCGCCCGUUUCCACGGCGGUAUUUGGGGGUUGUUUUGUUGUGAGAAGUUGAGGCCAAGUGUGAAAAAGAGAAAAGGUGGGGGAGCGAUGUGUCGUAUUCGAUGUUGGCAUCAUGUAUGAAGGCAAAAUAGAUAAACAUUUUUCACUACAAGACAAAAUGUAUUUUCUUUUUUAAUUAAUUAAUUAUUAUAAAAUUGUUUUUUAUCUACGAAUUGAGAUGGAACAAAAAACCCUCUAAAAAGGAAUAAUUGUGUAAUCUAUGUUGUAUCCAUCGCUGUUUUGUUUGUACUUCCAUCUCACUCU
Messenger RNA from Cynara cardunculus var. scolymus (artichoke), 1198 nucleotides. RefSeq names its product F-box protein GID2-like. Gene Ontology annotation, biological process: regulation of gibberellic acid mediated signaling pathway. The record is from RefSeq and is a predicted model, not a curated record. Gene Ontology annotation, molecular function: protein binding. The coding region runs from base 186 to 743 and encodes 185 amino acids. Lineage: Eukaryota; Viridiplantae; Streptophyta; Magnoliopsida; Asterales; Asteraceae. The transcript has a single exon. Gene Ontology annotation, cellular component: SCF ubiquitin ligase complex.